AUGAACGUAUGGACAUCAUUCUGUGCAUUACUCGUCCUCGUGUCGACGUCUUACUGUUUGGAACACUUUGAGUGUGGUUCUGAUCAUGUUCUUGGAUCGACGCCUCUUACUCUGUAUGGACUGGAGAACAAGAUGACCGUAUGGCCAAUAAAAAUGAAUGGCACUACACCAAAGUGGAGGAUAUCACCGAAAAAGUCGACAUCGUUUGUUCGUGUUAUAUAUAGUCGUUUAGUGAUCAGAAGUCUAAGUCAGACGGCUGGUAGUCACAUUACGUAUGAACUCUGGAACGGGAAGAAGCUAAUCCAUAGCAGUGCGAAAGCACGCAUUGAAGUCGGACGAGCACCUGAUCUCCAUUUGAACACAAGUCACUACAAAGUACACUCAGGACAUAGGCUGAAGAUUUGCUAUACAGCUACUGGCUCUCCCAGCCCAGUCAUCAGUUUGCACAAGAAAGGCUCUACAAACGUUGUCAAUACAAAUCCAAGAUAUCACAUUAAGGAGUCUUGUUUGACAAUUAAUGCAGUACACAUUGAUGACAGAGGAAUGUAUGUGCUCAAAGCUAAUAACUGUGUCAGUUCUGUUGAUACAGAAUUUCGCCUGAAAGUCGUUGAGAAGCCUAGAGUGACCAUCCUUGCAAAUGCAAGCCACAUUCAUGUCCCAGUCAACAGUCCACUAACAUUGCCUUAUAAUUUCUCAGGAAGGCCACAGGCAAGCUUACAAUGGUUCCACAACAGUUCAAAUAUUGAUCACAGCAAAUACACAGAGUCAAAUUUGCACCUAAACAAAGUUUCAUUUAAAGACGCAGGCACGUACAAAGUUGUAGUGACCAACUCUGUGGGAAAAGCACAGGCAUCAAUUCGACUCUCUGUACACUCACAACUAAAAACAACUCUCAGAACUACUCAACAGUACAAAAAUCCAACACCAAGAACAGUUUUUAUAGAACAAACCAACCUCCCAAAAGAAGAAACGCUUACUCAAGAAACAAUUAUAUAUAGUGCAACCGAAAUCAGCGAACAUCAAACUGUAAACAGGUCUCUAGCAAAUACCUUUACAAACAUCUCUAAUCCACAUCAGAGUCCUUCUUAUCAACUAACUGAACAAAUUUCUGAUCUAACUGGACACAUAUCAGAUGCCACAGAAACUUCAAGAGUUUCACACGAGACUAGUUCAGCUACAGACACAAGUCAAGCUCUUGGAGUAAAUGAUGAGCUGCUGCAAGACUGCAAUAAUUCUGAGAACAAAAGAAGUGAAAUUUGCAAUGAAGAGAAAAGUUUGUUUUCAAAGUGGUGGUUUCUAGCUGCUCUUUGCAGUGCAUUUGUCUUUAUGCUACUGCUGAUUGUCAUACUUAUAAUUUGCAUAUGCAAAACCAAAUGCUGCUCUAACAACUCCAAAAAAGACAUUGAAACUGAGAAAGAAUCAAGAAACGAAAGCAAUGAAUGCAAUGCCAGCGCUGGAGAAAAUGGUAAAAGUGAAACCAUGUCUCAGUUUCCAAUCAACACAAAUUAUUAUGACGUACAAGAAAGUGAUGACCUUGACGACGACUACGACCAUAUUAUUCCAAAAAGUGAAAGUAUGACAAUGCAGCAGCUUCAAGAUGAUGAGCCACAGUAUGAAACCAUUCCUGCAGACAUCUAGAAAUAAAUAAUGAAAUCAAUAGCUUUAGAUAAAAAGGUAUAAUCAGUAACAUAAUUAAAUUUAAAGCUAUGCUAAGCAUGUCAUAUAUGCCUUUCAAAAUAAAUAAAACUAAAGCUAUUGCAAUAAUUGCAAUCAGAAGUUCACACACGCACACACA
Corticium candelabrum is the source of this 1795-nucleotide messenger RNA. RefSeq lists its product as uncharacterized. Gene Ontology annotation, cellular component: plasma membrane. Lineage: Eukaryota; Metazoa; Porifera; Homoscleromorpha; Homosclerophorida; Plakinidae. The record is from RefSeq and is a predicted model, not a curated record. The transcript is spliced from 10 exons. Gene Ontology annotation, biological process: homophilic cell-cell adhesion. Bases 1 to 1638 code for a protein of 545 amino acids.